AUGCGAAGUCAAGGAACGGUCGUACGAGGCUCGACGCGGCUUUCGAUCGUCCGGCUAGCAAAGGCAUCCGAAAUCCGACCGGACCCGCACCUCAAGACCGGAACCGCGUCCUACCUUGUGUCGAUCCGCGACAACGCGCGACGCAGUGGAAAGCACACGCAGCACGAUCAUCCAGCCGAUACCGACUCGAGCUGCACGCUCUCCUUCCUGCUCAGCUCAAUUCUGCUGCAUUGCGCUUUCGUGGCCCUUGUCUCCGACACCCAGCAGAUAGCAAAUUCGCGUACGACCGUCGUCCGAGCUCUGGCGAUCUAG
Molecule: messenger RNA, 312 nt
Organism: Pseudozyma hubeiensis SY62
Lineage: Eukaryota; Fungi; Basidiomycota; Ustilaginomycetes; Ustilaginales; Ustilaginaceae
Exons: 2
Coding region: 1-312 (103 amino acids)
Source: RefSeq, a predicted model, not a curated record